CGGAUGGGGGCGGGGGCUGCGGGCGGGGAGGGGCUGGGUAAUGGCAGGCCGGCGUCUCCGCUGCCCUCCCCCGCUCGCUCCUCCCUCUCCGGAGCGGCGGCCCUCAGCGGCAAGCAGCAGCGCCCGCGCUCCCUCAGCGCCAAGCCCCUAGCCGCCGCCGCCGCCGCAUCCACAGCACCACCCCGACACCAGCAGCAGCAGCCCCCACACCCGCACCCAGCCAACAGGAGGGGCACGGGCGCCGCUGCUGCCGCCGGCGGCAAGUCCUCCGCCGCCGGCCGCGGCCCUGGGGGCAGCCGCCUGCCCUUCCCCGGGUCCCCGGUCGGCAGCCCCAGCGUGGACGGCGCCACCGACCUGAGCACCCUGGUGUGUGAGCUGUGCAGCGGAGGGCACCGAGAGGACCAGAUCCUGCUGUGCGACCGCUGCGACCGCGGGUUCCACCUCUUCUGCCUUACGCCGCCGCUGUCAGCCGUGCCGGAGGGCGAGUGGGUGUGCCCGCUGUGCCGCCGGGCACGCGAGGAGGCGGCAGCGCGCGCGGAGGAGGGCGGGGAGCUGCGGUUUGCGGAGUUUGAGCGGCAGGCGAUGCAGGUUCGGAGGCAGCACCUGGGCAAGGAGAGCAAGUCGCGGCGGUUUGGGUGGGAGGAGGUGGAGGCGGAGUUUUGGCGGAUCGUGGAGGAGGGCGGGGAGCAGGUGGAGGUGCUGACGGCGGGGGAGCUGGACGGCAGGGUGUACGGCAGCGGCUUCCCGCGGUACGACACGCGGCCCGGGUCCGCUUCGUCGUACUAUGCAGCACAUCCCGGGAACUUGAACAACCUGCCCAAGCUGGAGGGCUCCCUGCUCGGUCACCUGCCCUUCCCGCUGCCCGGCCUCACCUCCCCCGUGCUGCACGUCAACAUGCUCUUCUCCGCCACCCCCUGGCACCUGCCCGACCACAUGCUGCUCUCCGCCUCCUACCUGCACAUGGGGGAGCCACGGCGCUGCUACGGGGUGCCGUACUCGCACCUGGGGGCCUUUGAGCAGCUGGUGAUGCGGGAGGCGAGUGCAGUCUCGGCGUCCACAGGCUCCGAAACCGCUGAUGCUGGUGCUGGUGCUGCUGCUGCUCCCACGCUGCCUGAUCUGCUGGGGUCAACUUUCGCACGACAAAGGCAGCAGCAGCAACACCAAGCGGGAAGCGAGGGCAGGGCAGGGUUGGCAGCAGCAGCACCCGCAGCGGCACCCGUCAUGCUGAGUCCCCGCGCCCUCAUGCGUGCGCGUGUGACCGUGUACGGGGUGACACAGGGGCCGGGGGAGCUGGUUGUGAGCUGGCCGGGCGCCUGCAUGGCGGGGUUCUCGGCGGGGCUCGGGGUGGUGGAGGAGGUGCGGUUCGCGACGCCGCACUGGGUGGGCUGGGCGACGGAGGCGGAGGCGCGAUAUCGCCGGGCGCUCAGGCAGCCGCUGUUCAGCUACCAUGAACUGGUGGUGCGGCUCAUGGCGGCUGCCAAACCCACUCGGGAGCUGUCCUUGGCGCUGGGGACGCACCUGUUGUGGCUCACCGCGGGGACACUGGAGACCCGGUUGGAACUGUGGGGGCAGGGUGUGGUCCGCAGCCGCCAAGUGCCCGCAAGCACACGCAGCAUGCGGCCGCCAACCGCCCAACUGCCAACCGCCAACAACCCCCGCAACAGCAGCAACCCCUCCAGCAACGACAACAACAACACCGCCGACAACAGCACCCUCAUUGCUGCAGCCAACGGCGGCGGCCGCGCUGGCCUCAGCACCCGACGGCGCAGGUCUCCGCGGCCCUCCACGGACUCCGCGGUGGCGGACCUACUCGCCCUCGCGUCGUCCUGCGCCUCCGCCGCCGCUCGGAGAGGCGCCGGCGGCAGCAGGGGGACAUCCAGCGGCGCCAUUGCAGCAGCAGCUACCCGCCAUAGCAGCCUGGCCUCCCUGUCCCCGCCGAAUGAGGAAGAAGAUGAGGAGCACCAUCAUGACGGCGGCGUAGCUGCUGCUGCUGCUGCUGCUGACGAUGAUGAUGAUGUUGUUGACCACGACGACGACGACGCUGUGGAAGACGCUGCUGCCGCCGGCGGCGGAGGCGGAGGCGGUCCUGAUGAGUACGACAGUUGUGUGACGUGUCGUGCGCUGCUGUUCCUGACAGCGGUGGAGUGCGAUUGCUGCCCGGGGCGGUUCGCGUGUGCGACGCAUGCGGCGGCGUUGUGCGGCUGCGCGCCGGCUGCUCGCCGCAUGGUGUAUCGGACCACUGUGCGAGAUUGGGAGGAGAUGCAAGAUGGCUUGAAUGCCGGCGCUCUAGGAGCACCCAGGGGGGCGCCCAGGGUCGAUGCGGUCCUCAUGUACGGCUCCGAUGCCGUAGUCCCCCGGCGUCGUACCUCGGAUGCCGGUGGAGAGGAGGAGGCGCCGGCGGCGGCUAGGGGCGCUGCAGCGGCAAUGGAGGGGGAGCCCCCACAGCAGCGGUCUCGGGCACCUCACGCCGCGAACGCCGUCACCGCCGGCGCUGCCGACUCACACGCCGACGACGGCGGCAGCCCCGGUCCCGCCGCACAGCUUCCGGGUGCCGCUGCGGGCGACGCAGACGCCGCGGCGACAGUGGCGGCGACCAUGGGGGCGGCGGGGGGCACCGUACUCGCCCCCGCCGCCGCUGACAUGAAGCCCGAGGCCGAGGCCGAGGCCGGGGGGAAGCAACCGGAAAUGGACGGCGCCGAGGUCCCCGGCUGUAACAGCGGCGGAGGCGGAGGCGGGGUUUGUGAACUGGUGUCCCAUGCAGGCCCGAGUGCGAGUGCGGGUGCGGGUGACGGCAAGGAGGUGGCGGAGGCGAAGGGGCAGCAGGGGGCCAGCCUUGGUCAGGUGAUCUCCCUCCACGCCGCUGCCUGUGCCGCCUGGGUGGCCUCAGCGCGGGCGCUGCUGGCGGGGAGCGGCUCCUCCUCCUCCUCC
Messenger RNA from Astrephomene gubernaculifera, 2928 nucleotides. The record is from the annotation of a GenBank genome assembly. NCBI's taxonomy places the organism in Eukaryota, Viridiplantae, Chlorophyta, Chlorophyceae, Chlamydomonadales, Astrephomenaceae.